UGCCCGUACCUCAGCCUGAAGCAGCUGUUCUGACCUGGGCUCUGCUCGCUGUUGCCAUGGCGCGGUGCCUUUGCUUGGCGCUGGCCCUGGCAGGACUCCUGCUGUGCCAGCCGCGCGGCUUCAUUGGCCCCACCAGCCCUUUGCCUGCUGGCCGCACUGCGCCGGCUUCGGCUUCCCACGCCGUUCCGGGCGCAAGCGAGACGUCGGCAGCCUGGGAGACCUCGGCGUCGGAGCCGGCGGCGCUGCGGGCCUUCCUGGCGGCCGGUGCGCUGGGGCUGGCGCUGGGAGUUCUGAGCCCCUCGGCGGCGGUGGCAGACGCGAUUGACGACGAGGUGAACGAGUACAUCAACACCAUGCGGGGCAUGAUCCUGAGGCAACCGGAGGACGACAAGCCCUGGAAGAAGAAAGAGGAGCCUGACGAAGGCACCAAGAAGUUCAAUCUUGAGUACCAAAGGCAAAAUGAGGAGUUUGUCAAGCAAAAGUAUGAGAAGAUGAAGGAGCGAGUCAUCAAUGCCAGGAACGAAAAAGAGCGUGCCAAGGCAAUGAGGGCCAUGAAGGCUGAAGCGCUGACGAGUGCGAUCAGCCUCACUGAGAGUGAGCUGUUGAAAUAGGCGGCCGAAAGCACGACCCUGGUGUCGGUAGCUCUGUUGAUGGCGCGUUGAAUGCGUCGAACCGAGGAGUUCAGGGUGCAGCAGUGUCAGUUUCAACCGGUUGAGCCAUGCCUUCGUGAGGCAUCCC
Messenger RNA from Effrenium voratum, 738 nucleotides. The record is from the annotation of a GenBank genome assembly. Lineage: Eukaryota; Dinophyceae; Suessiales; Symbiodiniaceae.